GGUCCGAGUGCCUGACUGGCUGGCCUGCGCGUCUGGGCUGUCGCCUUAGGACUGCCUGUCAGGGGCGGCAAGUUGCCCCUUUCCAGCUGCCCGCAGUUAUCGCGUGUGCCCGAGAACCCGCGGACUGCGAGCUGGGUUUGCUUAGAGAAGACGCGGGCCCGCUCCGCUCAGGCCACGGGCGCCCCGGUCCGCUCCGCUGUCGCUGGAGAACGGCGGGGCUUGGCAGCUAGGAGAAGCAGGCCAGAGCCUUCCAGGGCCCGGGGCCCAGGGAUCCGAGGAGGAUGAGCUGGCUCUUUCCCUUGAGCAAGAGCGCCUCCUCCUCCGUGGCUGGGUCUCCCGGUGGCCUCACCAGCCUCCAGCAGCAGAAGCAGCGUCUGAUCGAGUCCCUCCGGAACUCACACUCCAGUAUAGCUGAAAUACAGAAAGAUGUGGAAUACAGAUUGCCAUUCACUGUAAAUAACCUAACAAUUAACAUUAAUAUAUUACUUCCUCCACAAUUUCCUCAAGAAAAGCCAGUGAUCAGCGUUUACCCACCAAUACGACAUCACUUAAUGGAUAAACAAGGAAUAUAUGUUACCUCUCCUUUAGUAAACAAUUUUACAAUGCACUCAGAUCUUGGAAAAAUUAUUCAGAGUUUGUUAGAUGAGUUUUGGAAGAAUCCUCCAGUUUUAGCUCCUACUUCAACAGCAUUUCCAUACCUAUACAGUAACCCAAGCGGAAUGCCUCCUUACUCUUCUCAGGGUUUUCCAUUUCUUCCUUCAUAUCCUCCACAAGAAGCCAACAGGAAUAUUUCUUCUAUAUCUGUUGCUGACACUGUUUCUUCUUCAACAACAAGUUAUACAACAGCCAAACCUGCCGCACCUUCAUUUGGCAUCCUUUCAAAUCUACCAUUACCUGUUCCUACAGCAGACACUUCUACACCGAUAAGCCAAAAUGGUUUUGGUUACAAGAUGCCAGAAGUCCCUGAAGCAUUUCCUGAACUCUCAGAACUAAGUGUGUCUCAACUAACAGAUAUGAAUGAACAAGAGGAGAUUUUACUAGAACAGUUUCUGACCUUGCCUCAACUAAAACAAAUUAUUAACGACAAGGAUGACUUGGUAAAAAGUAUUGAGGAACUAGCAAGAAAAAAUCUCCUUUUGGAGCCCAGCUUGGAAGCCAAAAGGCAAACUGUUUUAGAUAAGUAUGAAUUGCUUACACAAAUGAAAUCUACUUUUGAAAAGAAGAUGCAAAGACAGCAUGAACUUAGUGAGAGCUGUAGUGCAAGUGCCCUUCAGGCAAGAUUGAAAGUAGCUGCACAUGAAGCUGAAGAAGAAUCUGAUAAUAUUGCUGAAGAUUUCUUGGAGGGAAAAACUGAAAUAGAUGAUUUUCUCAGUAGCUUCAUGGAAAAGAGAACAAUUUGCCACUGUAGAAGAGCCAAAGAAGAGAAACUUCAACAGGUGAUAGCAAUGCACAGCCAAUUUCAUGCUCCUCUAUAGAUCUUCCUGAAAACAUGAACUGCCAAGACAGGAAUGGGACACAAAACUAAGCACAUUGUUUUAUAUUUUUGACUUGCAAAUUGACAUUUCAUCAACAGUGGCUAAAUCCACAGAUAUACCAUAUCGAUUGUAUACAGAACUGAAACUGAUUUUGUACAGACUAAAAUGAUUGCUCUGAUCUUUGAGAAAAUUUUCUGCACUGUUUGCACUAAAACAUUUAUUUAUUGUUCAUAAGUCCUAUCAUAUUUAAGUUCCAGUACUGUCCCUUUUAUUGAUUAAAUGCCUAUGCAUAUAAUUCUAGGUAGUUUUCAAUAUUUUAUAAAACUACUUAAGUUUGUAGUUUUAAUUUGAAGCUGACCCAUUUCUUUUUUCCUCUCAACUUUUUUGAAAAACUAUUUUCAACUGUGGAAAGUUCCUAUUUUUCUUUUCUGGAUAAAAUUUUCAAAAGCAGUUUGCUUUAAAUAAUCAUAGUGUCAGGAAACAUCAAACCUGUCAGUGUUCCAUUUCAAGAAAGUAACUUUUAAUAUUUACAAUAAAUCAAAAAAAUAAACCAGCUUCUCCUAUAUACUUUAUUUUUAAAACUAAAGAUGGAUUUAAGAAGCAAUACAGGUAAAUUUUUUUUUAACCUAUGAGAAAAAAACUGCCUUUAACCUAAACCAGUCCAACAUAAACUUUUUAAAAAUAAGCACCUACUGUGUUUGUGGUUGGAUAAGGAUAUGCUUUAAGUUCCUAAUUUAGAAAAACUUAAUCUUUAUUAAUAAAUAACAAAUAUAGACA
Lepus europaeus (European hare) is the source of this 2252-nucleotide messenger RNA. It is a transcript of the gene VPS37A, whose product is annotated as VPS37A subunit of ESCRT-I. The coding region runs from base 282 to 1475 and encodes 397 amino acids. The record is from RefSeq and is a predicted model, not a curated record. Gene Ontology annotation, cellular component: ESCRT I complex. The transcript has 12 exons. Lineage: Eukaryota; Metazoa; Chordata; Mammalia; Lagomorpha; Leporidae. Gene Ontology annotation, biological process: protein targeting to vacuole; protein targeting to membrane; ubiquitin-dependent protein catabolic process via the multivesicular body sorting pathway.